ACCUAGCAGUUCGCUAAGAAAGCGCCGGUUCGUGCUUUCAGUCCAGGCACGCAAGCAGGCGGAGAGCCGGCUUCCGCGCGGGGGUCUUGCUGAGAGCGCCUGCGAAGCGCGGAAAAAGCUGGCAGCUUUAUGGAGGAAUCAGGGCAAGUCGCUGAGAGAGAGGAGAGUGUGGAUUGGGGCUACGAAGAAGGUGUUGAGUGGGGGCUAAUCUUUCCUGAUGCAAAUGGGGAAUAUCAAUCUCCUAUUAACUUGAAUUCAAGAGAGGCCAAAUAUGAUCCAUUGUUACUGAAAGUACACUUGUCACCAAAUUAUGUUGUAUGCCGUGAUUGUGAGAUCCUCAAUGAUGGACACUCAGUUCAGAUCCUCUUAAAGACCAAAUCAAUGUUAGUGGGAGGCCCGUUACCGCAGGGCCAUGAAUUUGAACUUCACAGUGUUCGAUUUCACUGGGGCAGAGAAAAUCAGCGUGGCUCAGAACACACAGUUAAUUUUAAAGCAUUUCCCAUGGAGCUCCAUCUGAUCCACUGGAACACUACCAUGUAUCACAGUAUUGAUGAAGCAGUUGGAAAGAAGAAUGGCAUAGCCAUUAUUGCCUUAUUUGUGCAGAUAGGAAAGGAACAUUCAGGCCUAAAGGCUGUGACUGAGAUUCUGCAAGACAUUCAGUAUAAGGGCAAUUCCAAGACAAUACCUUGCUUCAAUCCUAACACAUUAUUACCAGAUCCACUGCUAAGAGACUAUUGGGUGUAUGAAGGCUCUCUCACGGUUCCACCCUGCAGUGAAGGUGUUACAUGGAUCUUAUUUAGAUAUCCUUUAACGGUAUCCCAAGUUCAGAUAGAAGAGUUUCGAGGACUGAGGAAUCAUAUUAAAGGGGCGGAGCUCCUAGAAGGUUGCGAUGGAAAUUUAGGAGAUAAUUUCAGACCAACACAGCCACUUAAUGACAGAGUCAUAAAGGCUGCUUUCCAGUAGCAGAGACAAAUUAUUUAAAAAAGAAAGAAAAAAAGAAAGUCAAAAUAUUGACCCUUUAUUCUGAUUUGAGCCAGUUGAUCUUGCCUGAAGAUUGUUUGGUUUUGGACCUGCCUAAAAGCUAUUAAAAGAGUCACCUUAGAAUUCUUUCUGAAUAAUGGUUCAAAUUGCUGGAUGCUUUCAUGAAGUUACUGAACUGAAUUUUCCUAGCAAGAAAUAUGAACUACCCUUUGAAUUGA
This is a messenger RNA of Pseudonaja textilis, 1199 nucleotides long. It is a transcript of the gene CA8, whose product is annotated as carbonic anhydrase 8 (inactive). Gene Ontology annotation, molecular function: zinc ion binding; carbonate dehydratase activity. NCBI's taxonomy places the organism in Eukaryota, Metazoa, Chordata, Lepidosauria, Squamata, Elapidae. The record is from RefSeq and is a predicted model, not a curated record.